GCGGAACAGUCUGUGCCUGCCCAUUUGAGGAAACGCAGCUCACCGGCAUGUAACGCAAAACCGAUGAGCUCGCUCGCCGUACUGGGAUAACAAUCCACCCGGAUAAACAAAAACAAAAGAAAAAACCUCUUUGCAGGCUUGGUUUACAUGAUCGUAGCGGGGAGAAACUCGAAACGUCUUCCUCGUGUAAAGCUCAACUGGUUACCAAGAGGGUUAAUGUGGUCACGUCACCCAACAGCGAGUUGGGAUCGGUGAGGGAAAAACCUGAUUACAACAAUACAUGCGUGUUCCGAAGACGAAUCAGUAAAAAACAGGAAUGAUGGACUCGGGUGUGGCUUUAGUGUUGACAACGUUGAUGUCCAUAGUCCCAGGAGUGUCUGGUACCUUAUUGACAAUCUCUGCCCUUGUUGCAUCCAGCGCCGUUGCUGGAGUGUUGUUCAUCGUUAUUAUCGUCGUUCUUGUCAUUGGAUUGACAUGGAAAGACUGGUUUCCAAAAUGGCAGAGAUGGCGGGGAAAGGUCAAGGUGCCACGCCGCGUGAGGAAGAUGAGGCAGUUACGUCAAACAAUGGCGAACAGACCGUCACAAGCGACCUACGCCUCGAGCACGAUAGAAGAUAAAGAUGCAGCUUCAUAUAUACACAGAUGGAACAGCGAUAGAGAAAAUUACGAAGGGAUAUAUGAAGAGAAGGUAAAAAGCAUAGAUCUACCGGAGGAGGAAGAAAUUAGGAUAGAGACAUAUGUAGUUGAAAACGAAACACUAAACCUGGGACCUUUCGAUACGAAACCCGCGAAAACAGACAAAACACAAAUUGACGAGUUUGAAGCCACGACUGAUGAGUUAUACGCCACCGUUGACAAGAACCGAAAAAGUGGAGACGAAGGAACGCUAAGCCAAGGGUCUUCUGGGAUUGGCAGUGCCACAACUCCCAACGGAGAAUCGAUGGACAAGCAGACAGUCAACAGAGAUCAUGAGACUCAGCAACAGCUUCUGUCCUUCUCGGAACAGGAUUCGACAUUGGUGCUCUUCUAAAUACGAUAUGAAAUCCAGGUGGUGAUCCGUUCGAUGUUGGCCUAUUAACAAAACAAUAGUUUGCUCAAUGUGUGUUUAUAACGAGUCAAACGGAAGAACAAUGAGAGAAAAUGACAAAACAUAGGAAAACAUUAUCUAACGUUUAUAUAUGUCAUGGUGGUUGUAAACUUGUUUUAGAAAAAUACAAAGUACUACGGUUUUGUGUUACCUGGAUUAAAAAUUGCACCCAAAAGAACCCACAUCAGCAACAACACAAAAACCCAUUGACAUGUCACGGAAAUAAAUGCAAACCGAAUGAUCUAUUUUAAAUGCUUGAAUAUCAAAAAUGUACUGGAGAUUUCAAGUUUUAAUUCAAAGUUCAAGAAGCGAAACUAUUUCAGUUCAAACUUUUGAGUUUAAUAAUAUACAUGUAGUAAUAAAGUGACCCAGUUAAAAUUAAUCAUCAAGUCAUUAUCUACGUCAAAGCCUAAAGUUUAGAUUCAAAACUCUUUAUGUUUUUCUACAAGCUAUGUGUAUGAUGUAUGUUCUCAGAUAAACCUAAAACAAAAGUCAUCAAAAAUGAGGUUGUCUUGUGUGAAUUAUAUAAUGCUAUCAAAUAUUUAUAAUGUUUUGUGCCGGUUUUGCACACUAAUUCAUUUAAAGCUGGUUACGCCACUCACCACCUAAAUAUCCUACAUAAGAGAACAAAGAGUUCGAGAUGUUCUUCUGAUGUCCUUAUCGGAGACAAGGACAGUGAGCAACUCAGCGGAAUUGGGAGCAGCAAACACACACACACACACACACACACACACACACACACCAUCCGCCUCUCACCCAAGAAAAAAACAAACAAAAAACCUAUAGUGGUCGGAAGCUGGCGGAAGGGGAGGAACUGCUCCCAAACUCCGAAGAUAACACGCAAUGUCCCCGUCACCCAUACUGGAAGGUGAAGUGAUAUCUUAAUGGCCUCUCCAGUCCCUCAACACUUCGGCUCUGACAGCUUUAAUUAUAACUGUCACAAUCACCUUUCUGUUUUAUAUUUAAUCAGAAAUAUUUCAGUAGGGCUUUACUAACAACUGUGUUCAGCGAGUGGGUGGGAAGUGGGCACGUUUUUUUAAAUAUAGUUUUCUGUGGCUAUAGUGUAAAUCAUCAGUUUUUGUCCAAUAUGUAAUGAUAUUUUGUUGUAGAUGUACAAAAUAUAGCCUUAUAUAGCAUUUUGCAUACCAACCUUUUUUUUCCCCCAGAAACAUAACACUAACUUCUAUUGCAGCAUGUCUUCAAAGGUUAGCAGAUUUUUUUUCAAAUGUUUUUUCUGUCAAAAGAGGUUUAACCACGUACACCCUGAUUACAGACCGUUAAGAUAGCAAAAUGUCACCCAUAAAAUGUCCUUAAUGUGGAAGUCAAAGUAAUAAGAAUUUAUAUGUGUAUGAUGAUAUAAUGUUGUAACCAUGAAUAUAUGAUGAACAUGAGAAUGCUUGUAACGGCAGCUUCUUACAUACGUUUCGGUUUAAAAUGCAAAUAUUACAAGUGCACAUGGUCAUCUUAUAUCGUCGUACGGUAUUUCUGGCUAAAAAUAUUUUUGCAUUUCCACUAGAUGUUCGUGGUUAUAUAAAUUAAGGUUAAAAAGGCUGCCCUGGUCACACAUCUCGGCUACCUCGGUUAUUUGUCCAGGACAGUGAGUUAGUAGUUACUGGUUGGUGGUUAGUGAGAACGAAUUGGUGUACUGGCCAUGCACUAGCCCAAUCACUAACAGAUUUGUCCGACAUUCGCUGACCCAAACCUUUCAAAUCGUAUCUGUAAACAAGCAAAUGUUUGUUUGAGAUCAAUCCACACUUUCUGACUGGCCAAACAUCUUAAUGACAGGGCAGUACAAAUUUUCAAAAGUACUUACAAAACCGCGGUAUGGUCCAACUGUUAAGGCCACGUUAAACGGUUGCAGCAACCUGGACGUCUAAUGCACAUUAAAACAACUAAAAAUAUAAUAUAUGUACGUAAACCAGUAUUUCAAAAUAGCAAGGAACUGUAAGCUUUAUCCAGAAAUGUCAUGCAGUUUUCAAAUAGACCAUGGACCUUUAAAAACACCAUUGGUUCAUAGUAGUUCACGCAGAACAAAUAUACACCUGGCCAUCAGCCGCCAUUUUAAACCUGUGUGUCAUACAAGUACUAAUUUGCAAAGUAAUUUUUUGAAGAAAACAAAUAUUCCAGUUUCUAUAUAGUAUAAUUAUGUCGAUUGGGAACUAUCUAACGUCUUCCGUUAAUGAUGCUUAGACUGUUUUGUGUUGGUACAUUUCACUAUAUUCUUCAAGAUAUUUGUUGUUCUAAUAAUGCAUAUCCACGUGUCUUCGUGGUGUAUCGAUAUUCGUGAUGAUGUAAAUGACGAAAUUAGUGCAUCAAAAACUACGGAAUUUGGUACCUAUGAAAAUACGCUAAUUAAUUCUGCUUGAUCAGUGAUUCAUUUGUAUGAUGUUUGAAAAUUAAAAUAUGUACUUCAU
This is a messenger RNA of Gigantopelta aegis, 3501 nucleotides long. RefSeq lists its product as uncharacterized. The record is from RefSeq and is a predicted model, not a curated record. The coding region runs from base 317 to 1030 and encodes 237 amino acids. The transcript has 7 exons. NCBI's taxonomy places the organism in Eukaryota, Metazoa, Mollusca, Gastropoda, Neomphalida, Peltospiridae.